This is a messenger RNA of Aspergillus pseudonomiae, 1215 nucleotides long. RefSeq lists its product as uncharacterized. NCBI's taxonomy places the organism in Eukaryota, Fungi, Ascomycota, Eurotiomycetes, Eurotiales, Aspergillaceae. The coding region runs from base 281 to 1174 and encodes 297 amino acids. The record is from RefSeq and is a predicted model, not a curated record. The transcript has a single exon.
GCCCAUCCUGCAAGAACCCAGCGCACCUCGUCUAUCCCUAUCUACCACGAAUCCCCACCUGGGGUGUGUGUGUCCAGGGAAGAGAAACGAGAAAAGAUCCCCUCGUCACCAUCCCCCGCAAUCACUAUAGUCCGGAAACGGACAAUCCCAAACAAAUACACAGCGCCCCCCAUUAUCGAUAGUCAUAUAAACCCCUCGAUCGGGCCCCUCAUCGCCUGUCACUAAGGUGCUCGUUCAGGUCCAGACGAAAAUCAGAAGAGGGGAACGGGAAAAAGAAACAAUGAGUAUCUUCUCUAAGCUAUUCAGAUCCUGUAUCCAGGGUCGACGGAGACAGAGACAGAAGCAGAAACAUGAGCGGGAUACACCGCCGGCUGUGCCGCCUAAGGAUCCUGUGCCUUACUCCUGUCCGCCGGGGAUGAACCCGGAUUUGGUGAAGAAGCCUUCUAUUCGGAUUGUGGCGAAGGAUGAGGAUGAUGAGGGGAGACCACGGUCUGGCUGUGGGGGAGGCAGUCAUUGGGGGAAGGCAGUUGAGGCGCCCGUGAAGGUGUCUGAGGAGACGUUUGUGGCUGUCGAGGGGGAUACUGGGUUUGAAGGUGUGGAGAAGGAUGUUAAAGAUGAGGAGGAGGGCGACCAGAAUGAAGAGAAAGGUGAUGCUCAGGCCAAGCAAGACAACGAGCAAUUGCACUGCAUUCCCGAGAGGCCGCAAAGAAAAAACACCGUCAAGGGACCUGAAGUGAGGAGCCGGAUGAUCGAAGACAUCCCCGAAGAAGCGGACAAAGAAACUGAAUCAAAGGCAAACGAGCACGACGACACAGCAAUCCCAGCCAAGGAUGAACAAGGCAUGCCAGCCUGGCGGGUUAGUCGUCGUAAAUCUCUCAUCGAAAUCAUCAACCUCCUGCAAGCUACUGCGGCGGCGGCGCCAAAACUAUCCAGUAUCCGACUCCCCAGUAUCCCGCCUAAGUCGCCGCUUCGCACGCGCGGGUCGGCAGCAUCGCUUUCUUCUUCUGUGUCCUCGGUCACAAUGACGGAAGAUGAGCCAACUAAUCUGAAGAAGGAACGGAGGAUGGCCGCGGUGAUGUUUCGCAGUGGUCGGCUUGGGAACCGCAAGUCGGCGGAUGAAACGAUGAUAGCAGCAGCUACGGCUGCGGGUAAGGAGAAGCCUCUUUUUUGCUAAGAAUGGCGUUUGGGGUUUGGGGUUUUUGCUUUGGCCGAUAU